Paramacrobiotus metropolitanus is the source of this 492-nucleotide messenger RNA. RefSeq lists its product as uncharacterized. The coding region runs from base 151 to 492 and encodes 113 amino acids. The record is from RefSeq and is a predicted model, not a curated record. NCBI's taxonomy places the organism in Eukaryota, Metazoa, Tardigrada, Eutardigrada, Parachela, Macrobiotidae. The transcript has 3 exons.
AGUAGCAUUACAGUGUAAUAACAUUAAUAAACUACUACACAUGCCGGCUGCAGUUGUUCACGCUUCACAAGUUCUAACGGUAUUACUCAUUGUUCGCACAUUGGAUCUCGAUCGGUGUCCAUCGGCUUGCAAGUCCCUGUAAUCGGGAGGAUGCCGGCCACUGUCCUACUUUUCAUCCUGCCACUUUUGCCGCUACUUCCAUACAGUGCAGCCCAAGCAGCCUGGUACGCACAACCUGUACAGGUGACGGUCGGUACGGGUGAGUUCGACCUGAAGAACGCGUCAACAUGGAUGUGGUGUCACCAUUGUGCCGACGAACUGGAUGAAGUAACCGGUGCCCAAACCAAACCCUUCUGUACAGAGAACGAGUGGGAUUUCGAUACGGCCAUGAAACAGUGCCCCAGCAAGUACUGCCAAGUCAGUAUGCGGCGUUUCUCCAAACGAGUCAGCGACUAUCCCACCGUCAUCAACCAUAGGGCAUCAAAAUUAUAA